CACCCAGGUGGUGAAGAGGUCCUCAGGGAGCAAGCUGGAGGAGAUGCUACUGAGAACUUUGAAGAUGUUGGCCAUUCCACAGAUGCAAGGACAAUGUCAGAAACCUUUAUUGUUGGGGAACUUCAUCCGGACGAUAGAUGGAAGCUUCAGAAACCAACAGAAACUCUUAUUACCACUGUUCAGUCUAAUUCCAGUUCGUGGUCCAACUGGGUGAUCCCGGCAAUAGUAGCAAUCAUCGUGGCCCUGAUGUAUCGUUCCUACAUGUCAGAGUAA
Messenger RNA from Mesitornis unicolor (brown roatelo), 273 nucleotides. Its product is annotated as cytochrome b5. The record is from RefSeq and is a predicted model, not a curated record. NCBI's taxonomy places the organism in Eukaryota, Metazoa, Chordata, Aves, Mesitornithiformes, Mesitornithidae. The annotation marks the transcript as partial. Gene Ontology annotation, cellular component: mitochondrial outer membrane; intracellular membrane-bounded organelle. Gene Ontology annotation, molecular function: heme binding. The transcript has 4 exons.